GUAGCCACAAAUACUCAAAAAUGCGCAUGUGCGCACUACUUUUCAUUCACUGAAAGUGUAGACUGGUGUGGCACGCCGAAAGAUUUUUGGCAACUGGUUUCUGUGGUGAUGUCUUCAGCACAAAACAUCGGCAAUAAAGAGUAUUUGAAGAAGAAGAUUCCCAAGAAUCCACGAUACCAGCAUGUGAAGUCAAGACUGGAUACAGGCUGCAGCCUGACGAAGCAGAAAGAGAGACUGGAAGAAAUGAAGAAAAAUUAUAGAUACAGAUCGAAUGAACUUUUCAAGAGGCUCAAAGUGACAACUUUUGCUCAGCUGGUGCUACAAGUUGCCUCAGUUUCCAGUGUUGACAACACUACUGAUGGAGAGGAAGAAGAUUAUGCCUGUGAAGAGGAAGUGAUAGAUAUUGAGUCCGCAUCAAGUAGACUGCAACCCUCUCCCACGCCAACCCAGUCCACUAAUGAUGAGUCCGGAGACUCUGUCUUAUCUGCUAGAUCCACACUGCAGAGUGUGAUCAGUGGAGUUGGAGAGCUGGACCUGGGUAGAAGCGAACCAAACCUUGUGAAUCCCACACCUAUCCCAAGUCCAAUGGUCUUAGAGAUGUGUUACCCUGAUUGUCCAUACCUACUGUUGGAUGUACGUGAACGAGACCAGUAUGAAAAGUGUCACAUUACCAGUGCAUUUAGUUUUCCCAUCGCAACCCUGUCACGGACAAUGAAUCCCUUUACCAAGGAGGUUCUACUCUAUAAAAAUGUGGUUGGCAAGAUCAUCAUUGUUUACGAUGACGAUGAAAGAAUAGCGAGCCAAGCAGCUACUACAAUGUGUGAACGUGGCUUUGAGAACCUUUUCAUGCUCUCAGGAGGGCUGAAGGUCCUUACUAAAAAAUUUCCAAGUGGAAUGACAACAGGUUUUGCUCCCAUACCAUACCGUCCUGCUGGUUCAGGAGUGAGGCCCUCUCCUAUUCAUCAGAGCUCGUGUGGAGUUGUGAAGAAAUGGAGGUUUACUGAUGAAGACCUGCUCAUGAUUCAGGAUUCUUUAGAUCAGUGCCUGAUGCAAGGGAGCAAUUCUGGAGGCAUGAGGAGGGGCCGUAAGUGAUGAAAGAGGUUACUGCUUCUCUUCAGAGCAACACUAAUAAUAAUCUCACUCACUCACUCACUCACUCACACACACAUAUACACCUCUGCUUAAAGGAGAGCCUUGAACAGAUUAGUUUUAUUGCUGUGCGGUGCUUUUUGCAUUGGCUGCAUAGAUUAGUGAAAAAGCUGGCUUGCGCACAGUAAAUGGCAGUCUCCUAAUUAAUUAAAAAUGUUGUUAUAUGGUGUUAAGUUAAAACACAUACUUUUAAAACAAAUUAUUUGUAUUAUUAUUAAAACAGCUGAGGGAGCUAAAUGUCUUGAAUGUUUAUAUGCAUGGUGUGUUUUAUUUUAAAUCUGUAAAAAACAUUUUGUUUUUUUCUUAAUGAAGUGGAAUGAAGGAAAUGUGAUAAUAAAUACUUUGAAAAUGCUAA
This is a messenger RNA of Engraulis encrasicolus (European anchovy), 1504 nucleotides long. RefSeq names its product centrosomal protein 41 (gene cep41). Gene Ontology annotation, cellular component: ciliary basal body. Gene Ontology annotation, biological process: protein polyglutamylation; cilium assembly. NCBI's taxonomy places the organism in Eukaryota, Metazoa, Chordata, Actinopteri, Clupeiformes, Engraulidae. The transcript has 12 exons. The record is from RefSeq and is a predicted model, not a curated record. Bases 109 to 1092 code for a protein of 327 amino acids.